GACACGCUGCAGGUACAGGCAGGCGAUGGGUGCUGGCAGGCAGAGGCUUUCUCUGGGAUUACAGAGGCUCCCCUUACCUGUGUCUCAGGCCCAUCCUGUCAGCCCACUUGGCCAGCCUUUGGGGGUGGGUGUCCCACAGAGCACAUGGUCCUGCCACCUAGCAGCCAUGCCCGGACCAGCCCUGGACUGCAAACGGGGCUGUAGUCCACAGCCAGGACCGUUUAAGGGGAAUCACCUCCUUUUAGGUGUGCAAAGCCUGCCCGAGCGCCACAGUUUUCCACAGAUUUCAUGUGGAGGGCUAUUUCUGUGCUUCUGUGUUGGCACCCCAUGUCCGGCAUUUGAAGCGGCGGCUCCUUUAAAAGAGCAAAAGAGCGUUGUCACGCAGCUUCUUGCACUCAUGCCAUGUAAUGAGCAAUUAGAGCAGCAGUAGGGUACAUGGGGAAAAGCUGGUGGAUCUCCUGCAUGGGCCAGCAGCGGGAAGAACUCGGGGUGAGAAAAAAGGGUUUGAAGACCCUCCUGGGGCUGGACAGUAAAUUGCACAGAGGAGUUCCUCUCAGCUUAGUGACAUGAAUGCAGGCUCGUCUCUUGACAUAAGCGCAGCUCCUGCUUGCACACCUUCAAAGGGUGCAAGCAGAUUGCGCUGGGUUCAGAGCCAGGUGAGAGCAAUGGAAGGUGUUAAACUGCUGGGCUGGGUCCACCUGGACACUUUGGGAAUUUCUGGUCCCAGCUGGCUCUGCAAUUUAAAAGGCUAGGCUGAGAGCAGCUGCUUUAUGGUCCUUAGCAAGAGAGCAGGAUGGGUGUUGCAGGGCAGUCUAGGGCUGCAUUUGGAGCUGUGCUCUUCUGGGGCUUUCUUGGUCCCCUUGUUUGGGUUGUGGGGGCUCAGGGUAGUGUUUUUUCUGAUCCCACCCUGCUGGUUUGUGGCCAAGAAAGCCUGCAGUUCACCUUACCUCCAGGCUGGGAAGGGAACGCUUCCUUUGUGCUGACUACUUGGGAUACCGAGGGGGAGGCGCACGUUCUGCAGAAUGACUCUGAGUGUGGGCUCUUGGUAUCUGGGACUCCAGAUGGCUCCAGGAAAGUAUUGGUCUCCUAUACUGGCUGUUAUGUCUUUGAAUGGGAUGGCAAUUACCUCAUGCUGGUUGGGCUUGAAGGAACAGACGAUGCUGGACAAAAGGUUCUUCAUGAAGAGAAGCUGCUCAGGUGCCCUGUGGACCUUCCUGCCCUGGAUGCUCCAAGCAGUGGUGUCUGUUCUGCUGUCCUCAGCCAAGACCGGCUGCUGUGUGCCUCCUUGCCUAUCAGCCAGGGAGACUGUGAAGAGCGAGGCUGCUGCUAUGACCCUAGGGACAGGGUGAAGCCUUGUUACUUUGGUAACACAGUGACAGCUCAUUGCACACCAGGUGGCCAGUUUUCCAUUGCUGUCUCUAGGGAUGUGACCCUGCCACCCAUCAUCCUGGACUCUGUGCAGCUGGCUAGUGGACACAGUACUGACUGUGUCCCUGUCAUGAAAAACAAUGUCUUUGUUGUGUACCGGUUCCCACUCUCUGCCUGUGGCACCACUUUUCAGGUGACUGGAGACCAGGCCAUAUAUGAGAAUGAGUUGGUGGCAUCCAGGGAUGUGAAGACUGGGAGCCUUGGCUCUGUCACUAGGGAUAGCACUUUCAGGUUACAUGUCCGCUGUAGUUACUCCACUGGGAGCUUCCUUCCCUUGAGUGUUCAGGUCUUCACGUUGCCACCGCUCCCUGCUGUGUCCCAGCCAGGACCGCUGUCCUUGGAGCUGCGUGUUGCCUCAGAUGGAAGCUAUACUUCCUACUAUACUGACAGUGACUAUCCUGUUGUGAAGACUCUGAGAGACCCUGUUUAUGCAGAAGUCAAGGUCCUACAGAGAACAGACCCAGACCUGGUUUUGGUCCUGCACCACUGCUGGGCCACACCAAGUAUCAACCCCCAGCAACAGCUGCAGUGGCCUGUUUUGGUGGAUGGGUGCCCUUAUGCAGGGGACAACUAUCAGACACAGCUGGUGCCUCUGAGUCUUGCCUCAGGACUACUGUUCCCCUCUCACUACCAGCGUUUCACCCUCUACACAUUCACCUUCGUGGAGUCCACUUCCCAAGAGAUGCUUUCUGGGCUGGUGUACCUGCAUUGCAGUGCUUCAGUGUGCCACCGGUCUGUACAGGAGUCCUGCACCACCACUUGUCCUGCUAGAGCCAGGGGUAAAAGGAGUGCCGAGCAUCCUCAUAAGGAUGGUGCCUCCCAUGUCUCCAGCAAAGGCCCUGUGAUUUUCCUCCAGGAUGAGCUGAGUUGGGACACAGCAAAGGAUGGCCUUGGAGCAGCUGUGCCUGCUGCAGCCACCUGGGUUCUGGGGUUUGCUGCUGUGGCAACUGGGGCAUCUCUGUGUGUGGUGGUUGUGGCUGCUGUGCUGUGGCGAAGGAAGGUGCCUGUAACACAUGAAAUCAAUGUAUUGCAAUAA
Chroicocephalus ridibundus (black-headed gull) is the source of this 2464-nucleotide messenger RNA. RefSeq names its product zona pellucida glycoprotein 4 (gene ZP4). NCBI's taxonomy places the organism in Eukaryota, Metazoa, Chordata, Aves, Charadriiformes, Laridae. The record is from RefSeq and is a predicted model, not a curated record. The coding region runs from base 794 to 2464 and encodes 556 amino acids. Gene Ontology annotation, biological process: binding of sperm to zona pellucida; prevention of polyspermy. The transcript has 12 exons. Gene Ontology annotation, cellular component: egg coat. Gene Ontology annotation, molecular function: acrosin binding; structural constituent of egg coat.